UGACUUUGUAACAAUCAGAUAAUACAAACAAGAGUACAACUUUCGUGGUAAGUUGUACUAUAAAAGCAAUUGAAGUAGCAUUUUGUUCAUCAGUUAAUAAAACAAGACAAUCAAAACAAAAUGAAGUUCGCCACCAUCACCAUUAUUGCCACAGUUGCUAUUGCCGUUAGCGCCCACUCCUACGAGCAGGAGAUCACAUGCGGUAUUAAGGGAUUCACCGGAAAAUCAUACGACGAGUCUAAGGUAUGCUGCGAGUAUUCCGGCAACUGUGGAAAAUUGUCCAAGUGCACUGAGAGUUUCUGCAAAGCCUCUGGCAACUUUGGCAGCAGCAAAAACGAGUACAAGAUCACCUGUGCCGAGAAACGUGAGCGUAACCCUGAUGCCUUGAAGGGUCCCAUCCACAAAAACAAGGAGUGCUGCCAGUGGUCUGGUGAGUGCGGCGACUUGAAGAAGUGUACUCAGUCAUACUGCGAGAAGGAUGCCCACUCGUCUGAUGUUUACAAGCGAUCUGAUUUUCAGUUUUAAAUUGCUUAUAAUGUAUACAGAUAUAUAUAUCAAAUAAAUAGUAAAAGGACCGCUACCGUUAGUGCCAUUGAAUCUUCUAUAGCCAUGGGUACAGGAUUUAGUGUUUAGGAAUUGACACACUUUAGAUAUACGUUUCAGGGUUUAG
Molecule: messenger RNA, 670 nt
Organism: Sphaeroforma arctica JP610
Lineage: Eukaryota; Ichthyosporea; Ichthyophonida
Exons: 1
Coding region: 121-525 (134 amino acids)
Source: RefSeq, a predicted model, not a curated record